Molecule: messenger RNA, 537 nt
Organism: Anopheles coluzzii
Lineage: Eukaryota; Metazoa; Arthropoda; Insecta; Diptera; Culicidae
Gene: SmD2
Product: probable small nuclear ribonucleoprotein Sm D2
Exons: 2
Coding region: 118-477 (119 amino acids)
Biological process (GO): RNA splicing; spliceosomal snRNP assembly
Cellular component (GO): precatalytic spliceosome; U1 snRNP; U4/U6 x U5 tri-snRNP complex
Molecular function (GO): RNA binding
Source: RefSeq, a predicted model, not a curated record
CGGCCGAAAAUCAGGCAAAGGCGGCUAGACGCCGUGCAAAAUGUCAAACACACAAAAAAAAACCCAUCAGUACCGCAUCACGCUUUAGGCAGAAAUAUAUUCAUUCAAUUCCUUUAAAUGGCGCUUGCGAAACCGAAAUCCGAGCUAACUCCCGAGGAGCUGGCGCGCCAGGAGGAGGAAGAGUUCAAUACCGGCCCACUGUCCGUGCUAACGCAGUCGGUGAAAAACAACACGCAGGUACUGAUAAACUGCCGCAACAACAAAAAGCUGCUGGGGCGCGUGAAAGCGUUUGAUCGCCACUGCAACAUGGUGCUGGAAAACGUGAAGGAAAUGUGGACGGAAAUCCCGCGCACCGGCAAGGGCAAGAAGAAGGUGAAGCCCGUCAACAAGGACCGGUUCAUCUCGAAGAUGUUUCUCCGGGGCGAUUCGGUUAUUCUUGUCCUGCGCAACCCACAAGCAACAGCGGCCGGCAAGUGAGCCCUGAGUUUUCGCGCGCAAACCCAAUAAAUCUACACUAGCUUAAGUAAUUUCGUACAA